AUGCCUGGAGAAACCAUCACCUUACAAGUUGGCCAGUGUGGUAACCAAGUGGCGUUACAGUACUGGAAUCAAUUGGCUGCAGAGCAUGGAAUUCAAGCUGAUGGUCUGCCAUUAGCAUAUCCAGAUGAUCCCUCCUCGCGGUUCCAAUCCGGUAACACAGACCAUGUGGCUAGUCAGGGUCAGUCUCGCGAGGACCGUCCCGAGCUUUUCUUCACAUUAUCGGACUCUAAUAAAUAUACUCCCAAGGCAGUGUUGGUGGAUCUCGAGCCUUCAGUUAUCCAUAAAGCUACCAACGCCCUCCCAAUGUUCAAUCCUCGAAACGUGCACUUGAGUGAACAUGGAUCUGGUGCAGCCAACAACUGGCAACAGGGAUACUCGUAUGGCUUACAAUACCAGGAAGAAUUAUUGAAUUUAAUUGAUCGAGAGGUCGAUAAAUGUGAAAAUGUAUCCAAUUUCCAGCUUUUUCAUAGUGUGGCCGGUGGUACUGGUGCCGGAGUGGGUUCCUUGUUACUCGAGUUGUUGAGUGACCGUUUUGGGAGUAAGAAGUUGAUCAACACAUUCCUGAUUUUUCCAUCGAACGAGAAAACCUCCGACGUCGUUGUACAACCUUACAAUACUGUCUUGACAUUGAAACGAUUGAUCGACUAUGCAGAUAGCACUUUUGUGUUCCAUAAUGAUGCCUUGAACAGCAUCGAGAAUUUGCUUUUCAACACUGGCGGCUCAAGAAACUCAAUUGAUGGCCAAGCAGCUUUUGAGGGCGCAAACAAGAUCAUAGCCUAUGUUGCGGCCACAAUAUCCAACCCAUUGAGAUUUCCUAAUUACAUGCACACAUCGCAUGAGUCGAUUUAUUCCACGUUGGUUCCUACACCAGAUUUGAAAUUCUUGACAACUUCAGUGGCCCCUUUCACAUCACAAGUAUCGAGGCAAAGCUACACCAACGAAUAUGAAAUUAUCCUUGAGCUUUUGAAUGAUCGCUACAAAUUAAAUAGGGUGACCGAGCCUAUCAAGUAUAUUUCCGUGUUGAACUACCUAAUUGGAAACAACCUCAAUCAAGAGGAGAUACGAAAGGGCACAACCAAGGUCCAACAAAGACUCAAUUUCGUGCCCUGGACUCCGUCUUCGGUGCAAUGUGUGAAUGGCAGAAAGUCUUUAUUCGGUAACAACUCAGCCACCAAAGGGCUCACGGGCAUCCAAAUCUCCAACAACACCUCGAUUGUGGGGGUUUUUACCAAAAUAUUGAAGCAGUACGACCUUUUAGCCAAGAGAGAGGCCUACAUCAAUUCCUACACCGAGUCCAACGACGCACAGGAACGAGCCAGAGUUAUGGGUCUUUUCAACGAGUGCCGCGAGAGCGUGGCACUGGUCGUGGAAGAGUACAAGGCGUGCCAAAGCGUCAAUUACUUGGAGGAUGAUAUCUUAGAUGAAGAUGAAGUGAUGUAG
Molecule: messenger RNA, 1440 nt
Organism: Suhomyces tanzawaensis NRRL Y-17324
Lineage: Eukaryota; Fungi; Ascomycota; Pichiomycetes; Serinales; Debaryomycetaceae
Gene: TUB4
Product: gamma-tubulin
Exons: 2
Coding region: 1-1440 (479 amino acids)
Biological process (GO): mitotic spindle organization; mitotic sister chromatid segregation; microtubule nucleation
Cellular component (GO): microtubule; gamma-tubulin complex; centrosome
Molecular function (GO): GTP binding; structural constituent of cytoskeleton
Source: RefSeq, a predicted model, not a curated record